Aphidius gifuensis is the source of this 1338-nucleotide messenger RNA. RefSeq names its product DNA polymerase eta-like. The record is from RefSeq and is a predicted model, not a curated record. Gene Ontology annotation, cellular component: site of double-strand break; nucleus; replication fork. Lineage: Eukaryota; Metazoa; Arthropoda; Insecta; Hymenoptera; Braconidae. The transcript has 6 exons. Bases 1 to 1338 code for a protein of 445 amino acids. Gene Ontology annotation, molecular function: DNA-directed DNA polymerase activity; damaged DNA binding. Gene Ontology annotation, biological process: error-prone translesion synthesis; response to radiation.
AUGUCAGAAUCUGAGGAACGAAUAAUUGCUUUAAUUGACAUGGAUUGUUUUUUUUGUCAAGUAGAAUCAAGAGAAAAGCCAGAGUUGAAAGGAAAACCAAUGGUUGUUUCACAAUUCAACAUGGUUCUUGCUGUUAAUUAUGAAGCUAGAGAUCUUGGUAUAAGUAGAUUUGUACGAGGUGAUGAGGCAAAAGAAAAAUAUCCAGAUGUAAAUGUUGUCAGUGUUCCAGAACGACGUGGUAAAGGAGAUAUUUCAAAAUAUAGAUCAGCUGGUGCUGAAGUUAUAAAUGUUUUAAAACAACAUUGUCCAAUUGUCGAACGUGCCAGUAUUGAUGAGGCAUUUUUAGAUAUAACAGAUUUAGUUGAUAGAAGAAUGGAAUCAACUUUAAUAUCAUCAAGUAAUGUAGAAAAAUAUUUAACAAAUACUUUUGUAGUUGGAUAUUGUGAUACAACAAAUGAUGAAGAUAAAAGAUAUGAUGGAAUGAAAAAAUGGAUAAAUGAAUCAUUUGAUAAUAUGGGUGGUGAACAAGAACGGAAACUUGCAAUUGGUGCUAUUAUUAUUGAAGAAUUGAGAAGUGAAAUUUAUGAAAAAUGUGAAUUUAAAUGUUCUGCUGGUAUUUCAUAUAAUAAAGUAUUGGCAAAACUUGCUUGUGGUUUACAUAAACCAAAUAAACAAACAAUAUUAUCAAUGUCAUCUGUACCUGAGCUAUUUUCAACUUUAUCAGUUAACAAAAUUAGAAAUCUUGGUGGUAAAAUUGGUAUGGCUAUUGUUGAAAAAUUAAAUUGUAAUGUUAUGUCUGAUUUGCUAUGUUUUUCUAUGGAUCAACUUGAAAAACAAUUUGAUAAAAAAACUGCUAUGUGGUUGUUUAAUAUUGCCAGGGGAAUUGAUCAUGAACAAGUUAAAUCAAGAUUAAUUUCAAAAUCAAUUGGUGCUAGUAAAAAUUUUUGGGGUGAAGAAGUUAUAACUGAAAUACAAAAGUUGAAAGCAUGGAUUGAUAUUUUAUCAGAGGAUAUUUCUGAAAGACUUGAGCAAGAUUUACAAGAUAACAGCAGAAGAGCAACGGCUUUGACAGUAAGUUAUCAAUAUGUACGUGAUAAAAAAAAUAUAUCACAAUCACGAACAUCAACUUUAACUUCUUAUAAAGCUGAAAAGAUAUCAAGUCAUGCUUUUGAUAUUAUUAAAAAAACAAUGCAAACACCAGUUUCAUAUCUGAAGUUGUUUCCUGACUUGGAUAAUAUUGACAGUUCAAUUGUGGAACUGCUACCAUCUGAAUUACAACAAGAGGCAAAAAUUUAUCUCAAGUCAAAUGAUAAAGAUCUUGAUCAAACAAAUGUUUAA